ACAUGCGCUAUCCAGGGACGGCACUGCAGAACUCUAUCGAUUUUCGUGUGGUGGCCGUUCGCCUGAAAGUUGGCGGAUUUGCCUAGUUCUCGUUGUUGUUCCGUGUUGUUAGUGUUGAAACCCCCGUAAUUGAAUGGGAUUAUAUUACGAGAAACAAUUUCUUUAGUGCUGUGAGACAACCCUCGACGGAUCCUGAAAAUGACUAAGGAUAGAUUAGCAGCCCUCGUAGCGGCCCAAAGCGACGACGAUGACGUCGGCACCGACGACGUCGCCGUUACCGUCGAAGGCCGCGACGGUGAAUUUAUGAAUCAGUUCUUUCAAGAGGUGGAGGAUAUACGCGAAAUGAUCGACAAAAUCCAGGCGAACGUCGAGGAAGUGAAGAAGAAACACAGCGCCAUAUUGUCAGCACCCCAAAGCGACGACAAAACCAAACAGGAACUGGAAGAUCUCAUGAGCGACAUUAAGAAAACUGCCAAUAAAGUGCGUGCCAAGUUAAAGGUAAUAGAACAAGGCAUUGACAAUGAGGAAACGACCAACAAGAACUCCGCCGACCUGAGGAUACGAAAGAUCCAACAGUCCACGCUGUCCAGGAAGUUCGUCGAGGUGAUGACAGAGUACAACAGGACGCAAACGGAUUAUAGGGAGAGGUGUAAAGCCAGGAUAAUGAGGCAGUUGGAAAUUACGGGAAGAACCACAACCAAUGAAGAACUGGAGGAGAUGUUAGAGCAGGACAAUUCUGCCGUAUUUACACAAGGAAUUAUCAUGGAGACGCAACAAGCCAAACAAACGCUGGCAGACAUCGAGGCUCGACACGCGGACAUCAUCAAACUAGAAAACUCAAUUAGGGAACUCCACGACAUGUUCAUGGACAUGGCUAUGCUCGUUGAAAACCAGGGUGAACUGGUGGAUCGGAUCGAGUUCCACGUGGAAACGACGCAGAACCACGUGGCCGGCGGGCAGGAGGAGCUGAAGAAGGCGCGCCAGUACCAGACCAAGGCCAGGAAGAAAAUGAUCUUCAUUAUCAUUUGCGUAAUAAUACUUCUCAUAGUACUUAUUGCCAUAUUGGCGUCGGUACUGUCUUAGGACCCCUAAGGACCUUUUUCGCAAUAUAUUUGUAAAAUAGACAAAUAAUAAAUACGUUCGUUUCUAGUAGUGUUAUGUAAUGCAGUGGCACCGAAAACGGGGUUUCAUAAUGUUGGUCUUUUUUUGGGGGAAUAAACCUGUUAGUUGCCAUUGCAGUUUUUAUAUAUCAUACUAUAAAUAAAAUGGCUUAAAGUUGAGGCUGGAAAUUAAUUAAUUAUUUGGUUAAUGUACUAGUAAUAAAGCCAUUUUAUUGCAAUUUGUAAAUAUUCCUGUUUAUUAUUUAUUAUUAUUAUUAUUUUACUAGUGUAAAUCUACUUGAAACUUCUUGUUUAUUGUAUAUUUGUUUAAAUAGUGUUAAAAAAGUUAUUCAAAAUUCUUCCACAAGUAUAGGCAAGCUGUAUUGUUUAAUUAAUGCCAAUAGUUCGUAGUACUACUAUACUUGAUUUUUCGGUUAUUUUCGGAAAGAUGUUUGAACAAUUCUUAGGUCCAAUUGUUUGUUUUUUAAAACGUUUUUAAGCAAUAAUAAAUAAAUUAAAUGUUCGACAAGGAGAGCUGAAGGAAAAAUCAGGUUGUCCUUGUCGCACGUUAAAAAAGAAACGUAAAGUGGACCAAACACUCUAGAAAAGCUUUACGUACAGUUUUAUGUUAAACUGCCAGUAUGAGUGACUUUUGAGGUUAUAAUAUUUAAUUUGCGUUAAUUAAAUGCUUCUAUUAAACAAACAAAGGAAAUUAUUCAUUUGUUAUUAUAAACUAAUAAUAGGAAAUAGCAAAAAUACGUAAUAUUUAAAGUUGGCGUUAAGUCUAUGGAGGUUUAUGUACGAAGAAAUUAUUAAAUUGUUGAUAAAUUUAUUUAAAAAAAAAUGAAGGGAAAAUUUUUACAAUUUUUGGAAAUUUGCCUUUAAUUCGAACGUAAGGGCAAUAGUCCAACUUCAAGGUAGUCCAGGAAAUUAUUAAAAAAGGGGAUUUUUCUAGGUUCUCUUUUUUUUCAACGUUGUCAAACCCUCCCUAAUUAAUUUAAAUGUAACCAAGUUAAUAGUGGAAUAAAAUACUGUAUUUUCCCAAUUUUGUGGCCUAAAUAACAUACUUUUUACCACAUAUUCGCAAUUUAGGCCCCUUUAAUAAGCAAUUAAUAAAGUUCUUAGGUUCCACUACUUCUGCUAUGAUAUGCUUGCUAAUUAAAUAGAUUUCCAAAAGUCUAAGAAAGCUGCUUUUUUCACAUCAUAUGGCAACAAAGAAGGUUUAUAGGCAGCAUUCUGAACCGCAUUAUUGGCAAACUGACCCAAGUUGUCUACCUUAAUUCAAAUUUGCUAAUUUUUGUGAGUCAAACUAACUCAACUAAUUUAAUCAAAAUCUAAAAAUCUAAGAAAGCCCAGGAGAGAAUGUUUAUAGACAGCAUUCUGAACUGCAUUAUUUGCAAACUGACGCAAAUUGUGUCGUGUUGAUUACAUUAACUAGAAUUUGCAAUUUUUUUCGCUGUUUCCAGUUCGUAUCGGGAGAUUCCGCGAGAAAGUUUAUAUACAGCAUUUAGAACCACCGUAGCCAAACUGCAGUAGGAAAUUUAAUAAAGAAAAACUAAAGUCUAAGAAAGCACAGGAAAAAAUGUUUACAGACAGCAUUUUGAACCGCAUUCUUUGCAAACUGAUGCAAGUUGUGUCGUGUCAACAUUGACUAAAAUUUUUAAUUUUCUCUUAUUCGCUAUUCCCAGUUUGUAUAAGAAAUAAUCCUCGCAAUAGUUUCUAUACAGCAUUUAGCACUACACUUCAAGCUGUAAUAAACAUUCAAAAGCCCAGGAAAACGUCCAGGGACGAAUAUUUAUAGACAGCAUUUUGAACCGCAUUUUUUGUAAUCUGACGCAAGUUGUGUCAACAUUGACUAAAAUUUGCAAUUUUUUUUGACUCCCCAAAAAAGUUUAUCUACAGCAUCUAGAACCGCACUGUAGCAAAUCAAACUGCGUUCUGCAAGUAAUUUAAUCAAAAUCUAAAAAUCUAAGAAAGCCCAGGAGAGAAUGUUUAUAGACAGCAUUCUGAACUGCAUUAUUUACAAACUGACGCAAAUUGUGUCGUGUUGAUUACAUUAACUGGAAUUUGCAAUUUUUUCCGCUGUUUCCAGUUCGUAUCGGGAGAUUCCGCGAGAAAGUUUAUAUACAGCAUUUAGAACCGCCGUGGCCAAACUGCAGUAGGUAAUUUAAUAAAAAAAAAAUUAAAGUCUAACAAAGCACAGGAAAAAAUGUUUACAGACAACAUUUUGAACCGCAUUAUUUGCAAACUGACGCAAGUUGUGUCGUGUUGAUCAACAUUGACUAACAUUUUUAAUUUUCUCUGAUUCGUUAUUCCCAGUUUAUUUUAGAAAUAUUUCUCGCGAAAGUUUCUAUACAGCAUUUAGAACUACACUGUAGGCAAGCUGUAAUAAACAUUCAAAAGCCCAGGAAAACGUCCAGAGACGGAUAUUUAUAGACAGCAUUUUGAACCGCAAUCUUUGUAAACUGACGCAAGUUGUGUCUUGUUGGUCAACAUUCACUAAAAUUUGCAAAUUUUUUUGACUCCCCGAAAAAGUUUAUCUACAGCAUCUAGAACCGCACUGUGGCCAAACUGCGUUCUGAAGGUAAUUUAAUCAAAAUCUAAAGGUCUACGAAAGUCCAGGAGAGAAUUUUUAUAGACAGCAUUCUGAACUGCAUCAUUUGCAAACUGACGCAAAUUGUAAGGUGUUGAUUACAUUAACUAGAAUUUGCAAUUUCUUUCGCUGUUUUCAGUCCGUAUCGGGAGAUUCCGCGAGAAAGUUUAUAGACAGCAUUUAAAACCGCCGUGGCCAAACUGCAGUAGGUAAUUUAAUGAAAAAAAUGAAAGUCUAAGAAAGCACAGGAAAAAAUGUUUACAGACAGCAUUUUGAACCGCAUUCUUUGUAAACUGACGCAAGUUGUGUCUUGUUGGUCAACAUUGACUAUAAUUUGCAAAUUUUUUUUGACCCCGAAAAGUUUAUAUAUAGCAUCUAGAACAGCACUGUAGCCAAACUGCGUUCCGAAGGUAAUUUAAUCAAAAUCUAAAGUUCUACGAAAGUCCAGGAGAGAAUUUUUAUAGACAGCAUUCUGAACUGCAUUAUUUGCAAACUGACGCAAAUUGUGUCGUGUUGAUUACAUUGACUAGAAUUUGCAAUUUUUUUCGCUAUUCCCAGUUCGUAUCGGGAGAUUCCGCGAGAAAGCUUAUAUACAACAUUUAAAACUGCCGUGGCCAAACUGCAGUAGGUAAUUUAAUGAAAAAAAUGAAAGUCUAAGAAAGCACAGGAAAAAAUGUUUACAAGACAGCAUUUUGAACCGCAUUAUUUGCAAACUGACGCAAGUUGUGUCGUGUUGGUCAACAUUGACUAACAUUUUUAAUUUUCUCUUAUUCGCUAUUCCCAGUUUGUUUUAGAAAUAUUUCUCGCGAAAGUUUCUACACAGCAUUUAGAACUACACUGUAGGCAAACUGCAUUCUGUAGGUAAAGUAAUAAAAAUUCAAAAGCCCAGGAAAACGUCCAGGAACUAAUAUUUAUAGCCAGCAUUUUGAACCGCAUUCUUUACAAACUGACGCAAGUUGUGUCUUGUUGGUCAACAUUGACUAAAAUUUGCAAAUUUUGUCUUAUUCGUUAAUCCCUGUUCGUUUCGGGAAGAUUCCCCGUGAAAGUUUAUAUACAGCAUAUAGAACCGCACUGAUGCCAUUGUCGCAUGGUUGGAAAAUUGCGAUGCAAUUUAAUACAAAUAGAAAAAUCUAAGAAAUUCACUAUUUCAUCAUUUGGCAACAUUAGACAGACAGAGCAUUUUGAACUGUGGUGUUGCCAUUAUUGUUCGUUUGUAAUUUUUUGUUAUUGGGUUUCCUGUAAUAUUUUUUUCAUUGCAUUUUAUCUACACAUUCUUAUUUGCUGUUUCUUUGUAAAUGAAUGAGUAAUUCAUUGGAACCCUUAUGGGAUCCACUACUUCUAGGAACGUACGGCAACACCGCGGCUUCUCAAAGUGACUAGUUUGCGCGACCACCCAAGAAAGUUUGUAUACAGCAUUUCGAACCGCUCCGUUGCCAUUAUUGAGUACGUAAUUUUUUAUAUUGUUAAUUUUUGUGAAAAAACGCGAUUUUCAACUAAUCCUAACGUAACGUUGUGUAAGGAAAAACAUUGCAAUCCGACAACAGCGCUUGCUGCAAGAUUCUUUGUCGAACGGAUUCGUGGCUAAUCGUGCAAGCGUUGUUGCCAUAUGUUACCAAAAUUAGUGGAGCUCCUCCAAUUUUAAGAAAUCAUUUCAUUUUAGGUUAUUUUCGCGAUUUUAAUAAGGUUUGAGGUGAGGAGUGAAAAUUCUUAUUAAUAACUAAACUAGAAUUUAAAAACCACUUAUAUGGCAACAAUGCAAGCCACGACAAAUGACGAGUCCCUCCGACUCUCGGGAAAGCAUUAUAGACAGCAUGUCGAAACGCAGCGUUGCUAUUUAUUCCAGAGAUUUAGUUUUAUAUUCGUGUCGUGUCGAUGCAUUCGUGUUAGAUCGUAAAAGCGUUGUUGCCAUAUGUUAUCAAAAAUAAUGGAGCUCCUGGAAUAAUAAAAUAAUUUUCAAAAAUUAGUUGAUUUUAAUCAAUUAAUUACUUUUUCAAGGUUUUGGGCAUUUAUCUCUGUUUAAGGGAAAAUUUCUCGGUACAGCACAAAAUUCUUAUUAAUAAGAAAGAAGAAAAUUAACAACUAAAAGAAAGAAGAAAAAUUAAUGACGAUUCCCUCCGAUUUUCAAAAAGUAUUAUAGACAGCACAUCGAACCGCAGCGUUGCUAUUUAUUUCAGACGUUUCGAAUGCCGGAUUCUUCUUCAAAAGUGUUUCUAGAUCGGGUGCCUUCGUGCUAAAAAGCGUUGUUGCCAUAUGUUACCAAAAAUAGUGGAGCUCCUGUAAUAACAAAAUAAUCUUCAAAAACUACUUGACUUUAAUCAAUUCCAUGCUUUUCCAAAAAUUUCUUUUCAAAAAUUUUCUAGUAAGUAAUUAGGAGGUACAUGUGGCAAGACUACCAACCACAACAAGUGUAAGAGAUCCGUGGCUGGUAUUGAAAAGCGUUGUUGCCAUAUGUUACCAAAAGUAGUGGAGCUCCUGGAAUUAUUCGAGUUUUGACAACGUAUGAGGACAAUUUCGUGAAAAAAUUGGCUUGAAUGCAAAUAGGCUGAUUUCCAAAAAAAAAAUGUUUUUAAUUUUUGGCAUUUUCUACUAAAAAAAAAAAAUAAAACAUGUCCACUUAACUUAUGUCUUAACUUAUUACGUAUUGUACGCCUCAUUAAGUUAAACUGUGAUUUCUUAAAGGUUAAAGAUAGGACGUGUGAUUUCACCACUGUUUGCAAAAGAAUCUUUUUGCAAUACUCAUAUUUAUUAGCGUACUACGAUAGUUUAGCUUUAAGGUUAAAUUACUUAUAACGUAAUAUAAAUUUAGCUUGGAUUUUUAAGCCAGUAGUAUUACCUGUAUCGCAUUUUCCCAAUUAAUAAAAUACCGAGCUUUUCUUUUUGGAAAAAUGCGAUAUUUUAAGUGAAAAAAUGUGAUCAUUUUGAGCAGUCAAUUUAGUGAUUAUUUUUAGAAUAAGUGAUGAGCCUAAAAGUGUAGCAGGAAAUGGUGGACAAUAGCAGGAACUACUGAGUUAAAAAUUGCAUUAAUUAUUGUAUUAUUAUUAUUAUCAUUAAUGUUAUUCCUUUCAGGUGCAUUUAAUUGCCAAAGUUUUUUAAUUAUUAUUAUUAAUAUGUCUUCAAAUUUGUCACGUUUUUGUUAAUAUUCCUCGCCCCCCUCCCCCUUCCCGCCGUCUAUUAUUUGCACAUAUUUAUAGAAUAUAUUAUUUAUUAAUUAUUAAAAUUUUUUUUGCAAGUUUA
Messenger RNA from Anthonomus grandis grandis, 6927 nucleotides. RefSeq names its product syntaxin-1A (gene Syx1A). Gene Ontology annotation, biological process: exocytosis; intracellular protein transport; synaptic vesicle fusion to presynaptic active zone membrane. The coding region runs from base 199 to 1083 and encodes 294 amino acids. The record is from RefSeq and is a predicted model, not a curated record. The transcript is spliced from 9 exons. Gene Ontology annotation, cellular component: plasma membrane; synaptic vesicle; endomembrane system. Lineage: Eukaryota; Metazoa; Arthropoda; Insecta; Coleoptera; Curculionidae. Gene Ontology annotation, molecular function: SNARE binding; SNAP receptor activity.